Messenger RNA from Corylus avellana, 1311 nucleotides. Its product is annotated as acyl transferase 4-like. NCBI's taxonomy places the organism in Eukaryota, Viridiplantae, Streptophyta, Magnoliopsida, Fagales, Betulaceae. The record is from RefSeq and is a predicted model, not a curated record.
AUGGCUUUCUCUGUGAUCAGGUCAAGAGGAACCCUAGUUAGGCCAUCUGAGCAGACACCAUCUGGAACACUUGAUCUGUCAGUUAUUGAUAGAUUGCCUGUCCUGAGAUGGAAUACUCGAACGUUGCAUGUUUUUGGACAUGGCCCUGAAGAGGCAGCAAAAAUUAUAAGACAAGGUUUGUCGAGGGCUUUGGUUCCUUACUACCCUCUUGCUGGGAGGCUGAAAGAGUCGAGCAGCCAAGGUGGUCGGCUCCAAAUCGAAUGCUGUGGAGAAGGCGUGUGGUUUGUCGAGGCUUCUGCUGAUUGUACUCUUGAUGCUGUCAAUUACUUGGACGAUGUUGUUUCCAUCCCAUCUGAUGACCUUCUGCCUGACCAUAUCCCUGAAAAUCAAGACAUAGACCCACUGGUGCAGAUGCAGGUGACACAAUUUGCAUGCGGUGGAAUCGUGAUUGGCCUCCUAUUCUGCCAUACCAUAUGUGAUGGCCUAGGAGCAGCACAAUUUCUAAACGCGGUCGGCGAGAUGGCUAAGGGGUCUGAGCAUCUGAGCACUAUACCAGUGUGGCAGAGGGACUUUUUCCCACCUCCACCGGAAGAAGCAAAGAUCAUUGCAGCGGUAAACCCGCCGCCGCCGCCGCCCCAGACACCCAACAACAGACUAGCGCAUGCCAUCGUAGAUAUAACUCUCGGUCAAAUCAACCAGCUCAAGCAAGAAUUUCAUCAAUCAACAGGACAGAAAUGCUCUGCUUUCGAAAUUGUGGCUGCCAACUUCUGGAGCUGCCGAACGCGAGCCAUAAACUGGAAGCAAAAUACACAACUCACGCUUGUCUUCUUCGCAAAUUGCCGGCAGCUCUUGGACCCUCCAUUGCCAAACGGUUUCUACGGCAACUGCUUCUUGCCAGUGACAAUCAGAGCCUGGAGUGAUUCCCUCGCCGGUGCAUCAAUCAGCGACGUUGUGGGUAUGAUCCAAGAAGCAAAGGCUACGCUUCCCACUGCGUUUGCCAAGUACAUCAAGGCAGUAAAGGGUGAGUCAGUGGAGGAGGAGGAGGACGGAGACGACCCAUUUGCACCGCCGAGGGCCUACUCCACUCUGGUCAUUUCGGAAUGGGGACGGCUGGGAUUCAACCAAGUGGACUACGGAUGGGGCCCACCGGUCCACAUCGUUCCAAUACGAGGGUCAAGCACGAUACCUGUGGGCAUAAUGGGAUCCUUGCCUUCGCCCAACAAAGGAGUGCGGUUGAUGACAUGGUGCGUGGAGGAGCCCCAUCGCCAACAUUUCCUCGAUCAAAUGAUGGCUGCAGGCUGCAGUAAGUGA